UGCAUCAGCACGCAGGCGGAGUGCGGUGUGAGGGCAGGACUCGGACCGGCUCUGGGCACCCCCAAACCUGAUACAACCCUGCCCCCCCCGCCUCUCGUCCCCGGCGCUGGCGGGGACCCGGCCGGGGGGUCGGGGGAAGCGAAUAGCGGCGGAACUUCCCCUCCUCGGCGGCGCUUGUUUCCUCCGGCAACUCAGCGAGCCCGGUCCGCCUCUGGCUGCGGGCGCGACUCCGGGAUCCCGGCUGGUGAGAGCCCCGGGAGCCGCCUCCCUCCCCGCCGCGUUUCUAGAAACCACCAAGAAGAAAGUCCAUCAACUCGGAGACUCAGCAACAGUAAGAAGAACCGCCAGAGUUCAUGGCUGGACUCGGAAAGAAAGAAAGCUGUUUCAGUUUGUGUGAUUGGAAGAGAAGGGAUUUCUGAGAUGAUGGAGCCCCUGUCCAAUUCAAUGUCUCAGAUCUUCCACCACCCAGGACCACAACUGAGCUGUGACCUCAGAGAGAAACUGCAGUAUUCACGGCAACUAGAUCUUCCUGUGCCUUAUUUGUUUGUUCCUUAUGAUAAGGGGAAUGAAGGAGACCAGGAUAUGGUGGCCUUGCUCCGUAGGUUUGGCUUUAUGAUGCCAGUGACGUUUGAGGAGGUGGCCGUGUACUUCUCUGAAGAUGAAUGGGCUCUUUUGGAUGAAAAGCAGAGGGAGCUCUACAGAGAUGUCAUGCAGGAGAAUUACGAGACUCUCCUCUCAUUGGGGUUUCCUGUUGCUAAACCAGAUGUGCUGUCCCAGAUGGAGCAAGGGGAAGAGCCAUGGUUCCCAGAUCUCCAGGGCUCUAAGGAAAGGGAGAACCCAAGAGGCACUAGCACUGGUGCUGGGACGGUGAGUGAGAAGGAGAAAAAAGCCCCAAAAGUAGUAUCUACAGGAGCAGAACCACAAAGGAUGUUCUCAGGGAGACUCUGUUGCCUUGAAUGGGGAGAUGCCAGUGAGAGUCAGGGCAGGACAGGGAGGCACUGGGAAGACCCUCCAGGCAGGAGCAAAUCCACUCAUAGCAAAAGAAGUUUAGAGAAAUCCAAAGACACCAGCACCCACCAGACAGCCUGCACGGGGAAGAGCCCAAACACAGGUACUGAACCUGAUGAAAGUUUCAAUAAAUGCUCACUCCUCGUUAAGCAUUGUCAGCAAACUUGUGCAGAAAAGAGUGCCUACAAGUGUAAUGAAUGUGUCCAAAGCUUUUCUCAACAACAGUGCCUUCAGAUACAUCUGAGAAUUCAUACAGAGGAGAGACCCUAUAAAUGUAAUGAAUGCGGGAAAAGCUUCAGACACAAGACAAGCCUUGUUCUUCACCGUUACACAGUCCACAAGUUGGAGAGACCCCGUAAGUGUCCAGUGUGCGGCCAGCUCUUUAUCCUGAGAGAGAGAUUUAUUCAGCAUCAGAGAAUCCACAACGAAGAGAUGCAUAGGAGGUUUAAUGAUGGGAUUGUGAGUGAGAACAAGGAUGAGCAUCCUCAACAGAAAAAGCCAGUGGGAGCGGAGACUCAUGAGGCAUCUCAGAGAUGUGAACUGGCAGAUGCUGGUAAGAGUCGGGGCAGGAGAGGACAGCAGCGAGCUUACCCUGCAGGGGGGAAAGACUGUGAAUCCGCUGUAUGUGAAGGAAGUUCUAAGAAAUUGAACCGCACCAUUGCCUACCAGGGAACUAAGGUGGGAGCACAGCUGAAUACACAAAGUAAUAGUAAGAGAAGCUUUAGUAGCUGCACAGCCCCUGACCUGCAUCAGAAAAUCCACCCAGAUGAGAAACGACACAGCUGUGCUGAGUGUGGGAAAAGCUACCGCCGGAACUCACACCUCCGAAGGCAUCAAAAAAGCCACACGGGAGAGAAACCUUAUGUAUGUGCUGACUGUGGGAAGAGCUUUGGACGGAAGUCGAUACUCAGUAAACACCUACGGACGCACAAAGAGGAGAAACCCUAUAGCUGUGCUGGCUGUGAAAAAAGGUUCAGUGAGAGCUCAUACCUUGCUCUGCAUCAGAGAAUCCACACAGGAGAGAAACCCUAUCAGUGUCCUGACUGUGACAAAAGCUUCAGGCUGAAAGGGGACCUUUCCAGUCACUGUAGAACCCACACGGGGGAAAAACCCCAUAAAUGCACUGAAUGUGGGCAAGGCUUUGGGCGGAAAUCAACCCUGACUAAGCACCUGAGGAUCCAUACUGGGGAGAGGCCCUAUAAAUGUCCUUAUUGUGAAAAAAGCUUUCGUCAGAAGUUCACCCUUUCCCAGCAUCAGUUAGUGCAUCUUGAAGAGAGACCUCACAAAUGAACUGAAUGUGGGAAAAGCUUUCAUCAGAAAUUCACCCUUAGCCAGCCACAGUCAGUGCACCAGGGAUAGAGACCUCACAAAUGUACCGAAUGUGGGAAAAGCGUCAAUCAAAAACAAAAGCUUGUUAUACCCUUGGUAAACCUCCAUGUGAAAAAGAAACCCAAUAGAGCAAGUGUAA
Molecule: messenger RNA, 2476 nt
Organism: Caretta caretta (loggerhead turtle)
Lineage: Eukaryota; Metazoa; Chordata; Testudines; Cheloniidae
Source: RefSeq, a predicted model, not a curated record